Eimeria tenella is the source of this 6105-nucleotide messenger RNA. RefSeq lists its product as uncharacterized. The record is from RefSeq and is a predicted model, not a curated record. Lineage: Eukaryota; Apicomplexa; Conoidasida; Eucoccidiorida; Eimeriidae. The coding region runs from base 1 to 6105 and encodes 2034 amino acids. The transcript is spliced from 5 exons.
AUGCAAGGAGCAGCAGCAGCAACAAUGGAGCCGCAGCAAGAGCUGCAGCAGGGGUCGCCGCAGCAGCAGCCUGCUGCGCGGCUGCUGCUCAGCAGCAGCAAGACUGUUUGUGGAAAGACCUUUGCUAUGGCACGCCCGCGCCAGCAGCAGCAACAGCAGCAACUGCAGCAGCAGCAUCUGCAACAGCAGCAGCUGCAGCAGCAGCUGCAGCAGCAGCAUCUGCAACAGCAGCAGCUGCAGCAGCAGCUGCAGCAGCAGGGACAGCACUGCGAGCAAGGAAAUGAUGAAGAGAACCUCCUGCUGCUGCUGCAGCAGAGACGCAUGCAGCUGCGGCAGCAGCAGCAGCAAAUCCUACAGAGGCUGGCAGGAUGUGGGGAACUACCUCAGCAGCAGCAGCAGCUGCAGCAGCAGCAGCUGCAGCAGCAGCAGCUGCUACAGCAGCAGCAGCAGGGGGACAGCAAGUCAGGAGGGUUAGGCCUUUCCCCUACCAGGCGCGGAGAGGAAUAUGCACACAUGCAGCAGCAAGUCCAAGGAGGCGUCCUGCAGCAGCAGCAACAGCAGCAACAGCAGCAGCUUCAGGUGCAGCACUUGCUGCAGCAGCAGCAGCAGCAUGGGGGAACCCUCAUGACAGAUUUGCUGCUGGAGGGGCACACGCAAAGCAUCAUCGUCAGCAGCAGCAGCAGCAGUGCAGAAGAUGCCUGGGGUGCAGCAAAAGAAAAGCAGCAGGAGCAGCUGCAGCAGCAGCAGCCACAAGAGCGGCAGCAGCAGUGGGGGCAGCAAGACCAAUUGCUGCUGCUGCAACGACUGCGCAUGCAGAGGCUUCAGCUGAAGCAGCAGCAAAAGGCGCUGCAGCAGCAAUUGAGUGAGCAGCAACAGCAGGGCGCUGAAGACACACAGCAGCAGCAGCAGCAGCAGCAGGCGCUGAAGCAGCACCAGCAGGUGCUGCAGCAGCCGGAAAUGCAGCAGCAGCAGCGGAUGCAGGAACAGCUUUGGCAGAGUGAGGAUGACUAUAGCCCCAGCUUUGCCUUGCAGCGGCAGCAAAAGCAGCAACAGCAACUGCAGCAGCGGCAGCAGCAAAUGCAGCACCAGCAGCGACAGCAAGGUAGCAAGGCCUCAACUAAGGCCACAGAACUGCAGCAGACACCGAUACCUCCACAAACGCACCAGCAGCAGCAGCAGCAGCAGCAGCAGUUCCCUCAAGUCGACUCCUUUUUGCCUCCCCGGAGGCAGCAGCAGCCGCAGCAGCAGCAGUCUCCACAGCUGCAGCAGCAAGCGCAGCAGCAAGCGCAGCAGCAAGCGCAGCAGCAUGCGCAGCAGCAAGCGCAGCAGCAUGCGCAGCAGCAAGUGCAGCAGCAAGCGCAGCAGCAAGCGCAGCAGCAUACGCAGCAGCAAGCGCAGCAGCAAGCGCAGCAGCAAGCGCAGCAACAGGCUCAGCAGCAAAUGCAGCAGCAAACGCAGCAGCAACAGCAGCAGCACGCAAGGGCUGCUGCUGCUGCAACAGGGAACCUCAACCACUGCAGCAACAAAGGUGUCCUGAGGCGGCAGCAGCGACAGGCGCCUGUGUCUGUACACCAGGAACUGCAGCAGCAGCAGCUGCAGCAGCAGCAGCAGCAGCAGCAAAGAAGGCAAAGAGAGGAAAACCUAAGGAAACUCUCUGAGGAAAGACGCAUGCGCCUUGCGCGCCAUCUGCAGCAGCAACAGCGGCGGCAGCAGCAGCAGCUGCUGCAGCACUGGCAGCAACAGGGCCAGCAGAAGCAGCUCCAGCUGCAGCAGCAGCUGCAGGAGCAACAGCAGCAACUGCAGCAGCGGCAGCUGCUGCUGCAGCAAUCCAGCAGGUCGCUUCAGACACAAUCGCGCAAAGAAAGUGCAGCAAGGCCAAGGGCCUCUAACCUGCAACAGCAGCAACAGCAGCAACAGCAGCAGCAAGAGCACGUGCAGCAGCAGCAGGAGCACAAGCAGCAGCAGCCCAGGCAACAGCAGCUGCCACACGUGCAACUGCAGCGGCACAAGCAGCAGCAGCAGCACCUAUCAGCUCCGCCCCAGCCACACAGGCAGCAGUGCACCCUGCAGCAGCAGCAGCAGCAGCAGCAGCAACGCGUGCAGCUGGAGCAUCGACAGCAGCAGCAGAAACAACAGCAAAAAGGACAGCAGCAGCAAGUGCAGCAGCAGCAGCAGCAGCAGAGCCAGCUUUCCCAUAAAGAAGCAGCACAUCUGGACUUACAACACAACCGGCGCACACAGGUUAGCCGCAGUAGCAGCCGCAGCAGCCGCAGCAGCAGCAGCAGCAGCAGCAGCAUUUGCUACCGUGAGUACACCGCUUCUGCUCUCCCCCCAUUUGCUGCCCUGCAGCAGCUGCAGCACGAGGCCGCUGCGGCCAUCCAGCGGGCCUGGAGAGAGCUGUGUGCCUUCGCCUCAGGGUUCAUUUGCCGUAAGAUAGUAGCAACAGCAGCAGCAGCAGCAGCAACAGCAGCAGAAGCAACGCAAGAAGCAGCAGCAGAAGAGGCAGCAGAAGAAGAAGAGCAGGAAAUGCAGCUGUCAAGCCCGCAGCACCGCGAACUUCCUGCAGCAGCAGCAGCAACAACAGUAGCAGCAGCAGCAGCAACAACAACAACAGUAGCAGCAGCAGCAGCGAAAUCACCUGCAAGAGCGCCAGCAGCAGCACCAAUACGAGGCCCAGCUGCGAUCGCAGCAGCAACAGAAAUAACAGAGGCCUCUAGCAAAAGUGCUGCAGCAAGUGCUGCAGCAGCAGUGGCUGCAGCAGAUUCGCCUGCAAAGGCACUGCCACCAGAACACGAGGACUUCUUACCGCAGCAGCAGCAGCAGCAUGGACAGCCCCAGCAGCAGCCGGGACAGUUGCGGCAGCAGGGACAGCAGCAGCAGGCGCAGCAGCAACAGCAGGCGCAGCAGGAGCAACAGGGGCAGCAGCUGCGGCAGCAACAGCAGCAGCAGCAGCAGCGGCAGCAGGAGCAGCAGCAGGAGCAGAAGCAGGGGCAAGAAAAAGACAAUACGGUAGAAGCAAACUCACUUGAUGCUCUCAUGCGUAAAACCGCAUGGAAGCUGCAGCAACACGCUCUGCAGCAGCAGCAGCAGCAGCAGCAGCAGUUGGAGCAGGAACGGGAGCAGCUGCAGUGGCAGCACAAUUUACAAGCGACAAGAAGUACUGCCAUGACUGCAGCAGCAGCAGCUGCUGCUGCUGCAAAGGCAGCAGCAGAUCCGCUGUGCAGCGCUGCAGCAGAGUCAGCCAACGGCAGCUGCAGCAGCAGAAGCAGCGUCAGCAGCAAAAGUCCUGCAGCAUGUGCUGCAGCACUUGAGCUGCAAGCAGCACAUGAAUAUGUGACUAAGCAGCAGAAGCUCGACUUGCUGCUGCGGGAACUGCUGGCCCUCGUGCAGGAGAAGCUGCCGCUGCCGCCGGAGCAGCAGGAGCAGCAGCAGCAACAGCGGCAGCAGCAAGAGCAGCAGCAGCAGCAGGAGUCUCAGGUGCAGCAGCUGGAGGAAGAAACGUCGCACGCCCAGCGCCAAAAGCCGCAGCAGCUGCCGCAGCCGCAGCAGCCGCAGCAGCAACAGCAGCAGCGGCCGCAGCAGCUGCCGCAGCCGCAGCAGCCGCAGCAGCAGCAGCAGCAGCGGCCGCAGCAGCAGCGGCCGCAGCAGCAGAGACCGCAGCAGCAGCAGCCGCAGCAGCUGCAAAAGCGGCAGCCUCACCAGCAGCUGCUGGUGUCGCAGCAGCAGCAGCAGCAAUGGCAGCAGCAGGAGCUGCCGCAACAGCAGCAGGAAACUCGUGCGCAGGAGCCGGAACAGGAAGCAUCACGCGUCGAGUGCCAGCAGCAGCAGCAGCAGCAGCAGCAGACACGGCAAAACCUGACUCACCAAGGAAUCGCAGCACAGCAGCAGGUGCAGCUGCAGUCUUCGAGCUCACCUGGGCAGCAGCAGCAGCAGCAGCAGCAACGGCAGCAGCAGCUCUUGCCGCCGCAGCAGCAGCAGCAGCUGCAGCAGCUGGAUUCUAGCUAUACCCCUAGAGCGCCGCUGUAUUCCCUGCUGCCGCUGCAGCACCGCAGGAAAGAGGGGGUGGGAAGCAGAGCAGCAGCAGCAGCAGCAGCAGCGGGUGCAGAAAGAGUUCCCAUCACCCCGCGUGAUGCAGUAGAGCAGCAGCAACAUGAUGCAGCAGCAGCAGCAGCAAGAGCUUGUCUUCCGUCUAGCACCUGCACGGCAGCAUCACCUCGGAUGCAGCAGCAGCAGCAACACGAGGGAGCAGCAGCAGCAGCUGAUGCUGCAGCAAGGGGCUACCCAGCUUCGCCACGGUACGCUUUAGAGUCUCCUCGCUUGCUGACGCAGCAACAACAGCAGCAGCAGCAAGACAUCGCAGCAGCAGCAGCAGCGCGAGCCUACCUGGCCUCUCCGAGGUGUCCUCUCGAGUCUCCUCGUUUGCUGCAGCAGCAGCCGCAGCAGCCGCAGCAGAAGCUGCAAACUCUGAGUGCUGCCGCUAGCCCAAGAAGCCCUCGGCCUGCCCGCUUCCCGGCCGAAGCAGCAGCAGCAGCUGCUGCUGCUGCUGCUACUGCUGCUGCGCAGCAGCACAAGCUGCUGCACCGCGCAGCACCUGCAGACGUCGAGGGCCUUGUCCACGCAGUGGUGAGAGCGGGAGCUGCCCCUAGUGUUUUUGUCUCGGAGUCCCCCAACCCCCGCAGCAAGCUGCUGCGAGAGCAAGCAGCAAAGCUGCAGCAGCAGCUAAACCCUCAGUUUCAGCAGCAAAACUCAAACCCUCCCUUCAUCAAGUGGAAAGAUCUUCUGCAUCAAGUCGUGCAGCGCGCUGCAGUUGGCUACUGCGGGGCCCUGCUGCUGCCAGAAGAGCAGCAGCGGCCUGAGUUGCUGCUGCUGCUGCCAUACUUCAAACCCGCGAAAGACGCAUACGGCGGUGCUGCAGCAGCAGCAGAUCUCACCACUGUUGCAUUUGAGAGACACCUGGGGCCUCAGCGGCUGCAGCGCCGCCUGCUGUCUCUCCCCUGCGAGCAGCUAGCAGCCAUCUUUAGCCCCCGGCAGCAGCAGCAGCAGCAGCAGCAGCAGCAGCGGAGAGAACAGCCCCAGAAAGCCCAAAUGCAGCAGCAGCAGCAGCAGCAGAGAGAACAGCCCCAGCAAGCCCAAAUGCAGCAGCAGCAGCAGGAAGAGAAGCUCCAGCAAGCUCAGAUGGAGCAGCAGCGGCACCAGCAGCAGCAGCAGCAGCAGCAAACUCAGCAGAAAGGGGAAGACCACCACAAGCAGCAGCAGCAGCCGCAAGAUGCUGCCGCUUGUCGAGGGGCAGCAGCAAUCGCUGCGUUGGUGCCUCAGCAACAGCAGCAGCAGCACGUGGAACAGCAGCAGCAGCAGGCAGAACAGCAGCAGCAGCAGCAGCGGCAACAGCAAGCGGAGCAGCAGCUGCAGCAGCAUCCGCAACUGGAACAGCAGGAGAAACCGCAGCUGCCGCUUUUUCAGGGACAUCAGACGCAGCAGCAACUGCAGCAGCAACUGCAGCAGCAGCAACUACAACAACAGCAGCAGCAAGCAGCACAGGCUGGAGAGCCCGCGAAAGCCUCUGUUGCUGAUGCUGCUGAUGCUGCUGCAUCCCCUGCUGCUGCAGCAGCACCAACUGCUGCUGCAGCAGCAUUCAGCAGCAGGUGCAGCAGCGUCAGCUUGAGCUCUCCCCGAGAUGACAGCAGCAGCAUCAGCAGCAGCAGCAGCGAUGAGGCCCCUUCUUUGAGACGUGCUGUGCUGCCGAGCCCUUGGUCAAAAGAUCAGCAGCAGCAGCAGCAGCAGCAGGUGCUGCUGCAGCAGAUGAUGCAGCGCGAGCAGCAGCAGCUGUGGCACCACCAGCUGCCUGCAGCAAGCGACGACAGCAGCAGCAGCGACGAAGACACUGUGCCCCUUGCAGACCUGCCUGCUGCAGCAGCAGCAACUGCAGCACCUAGAGCUGCAUCAGCAGCAGCAGCAGCAGUGGCUGAUUGUGCUGCAGCUGGUACAACAGCAGCAACUGACUGUGCUGCUAGUGCAGCAACUCAGGCAGAAGCAACUGCAGCAGCAGCGUGCUCUGCUGCUGCAGCAGCUGCAACACUGCAACUCACAGGCAACAGCAACACUUAG